AUUUAACCCACUUCUCUCAACUCACGUAUGAACCGCUUGCAGAGAGAGUAGUUCAGAACCCGCCAUUCGUUGAAACAUGCUUUCUCCUCCUUUUGUGGGGCUCAUGGGCAGAUUUCCUCGGCGAUCCCGCAAUCCCAAUGUUUUUCAGCUUCGCCUCAGUUCCGCUAGCAACUGCUCGCGAGGGUUUACAUCUUCUCAUUGUCUCGCCCGCCCUUCUGCGCUAGAUGUGUCCGUCGAGCAAUCUCCGGAGCUGCUCCUGACGCGUCGUGCUCAAUUAUUUGUUGACGCCUUCCCUAUCAGGAUUGGAAUCUUCGAUCCACGCUACUACGUCGCUUUCGCUCGUGAAGAAGCGACCAUUCAAGGCAUACGGUCACAGCUCUCCAGUGUCAAGACCAACGGGUUUGCGAUCGUUGAUAUCCUCCCUGCGCACAAAGAAGGAGGUGCCUUUGUCACUUUCGAUUACACUUCGAAAGAUCCAGAUGCUGCACUGGAAACUGUUUUUGAUGAUGUGAAAAAGGCCGCAUCACAAAAUGGAGGACUACCCUCUUGGGAAGGUCGAAACUCGCAUGUUUGGCUUGUGAAGGGAACACCUUGGAUCGAAGACAUGCCCUCCAUUCCCUCGGACGAUGUCAAAGUCGAGUUUGAAGGGCCGGAUAUUCGCAGGGAACGCCUGUAUGAACUGUUUCGUCCUUUUGGAAGAAUCAGAGAUAUUGUCGAACCAGUUCCCGUACCGGCAGGCACUCUGCGCUCAGCGACUAUACGCUAUGGCCGACAUCGUUCUUCAGCCACAGCUCGGAAUGUCUUACAUGGUCUGAAGCUCACAGCACCGGGAUCCACUUCUCCAACGACCUUAUAUGUCUCGUUCACGCGUCCGAUGUCUCCGCAUAAGAUCCUAGAUUGGUUGCUUUCUCAUCCACGAAUAGUUCUUCCCGUCCUCGCAUUCAUUCUCGGCAGUGUCACCUAUGCUAUUUUCGAUCCCAUCCGGUCGUUCAUGGUGCAAGGCAAACUGCAGGAUUGGUUUGAGAUACGAGAAUUCAGAAUCUAUCAAUGGCUGCGCAACAAGUCGAUGGAGUUCAAGUUAUUUACACCCGUAGCGCAGCUUUCUUCUGCAGACGAGGCCUGGGAAGAACGUCAACAAGUGGACUCGGAUCUCAGAGCGUAUCUAACCGACUGGCCCUCGACCAUCACCUUCAUCCAUGGUCCCCAAGGCAGCGGCAAGAGCAGUCUGACAGAAGCCGUACUGAAGGAUGCUGACCGUAGCGUCUUGACGAUUGACUGUCGGACGCUCCUGAAUGCCAAUUCGGACAGUCAGCUUCUCAAAAAUCUCGCUUCACAAGUUGGAUAUUGGCCGUUUUUUACCUUCAUGAACUCGAUCAGUCACCUUGUCGAUCUAGUCAGCGUAGGAUUGAUUGGACAGAAAUCCAAUCUCAGCAGCACCCUCAACGAACAAGUGCGAGAAAUGCUGGGGGUUGUCCGCGCGGCACUCAAGCAGGUUGGUGGCUCUCACCGACAGGCUGAGCAACGCCAAGUUCGCAAGGAAGCACGAGAGGAGCAGCACGCGAUUGCGGAUUCACUCAAGCGAGAGCGAAUAGAGAAGGGCACCUACCACGAUGGUCGCAUCGACGAUGUGGCUGGAACCGGCAUCCCUUCGGAACUCGGCAUCGGUGACGAACGAUUGGAUGAUCUCGGCCAAGUCGCGAUCUCAGCCGAUUCUGACAAACGUCAGGUCAAGAAGAAACAACAUAGCAGAGUGGAGGUGGGGGCUGUCAAGGCUCUUCCAGUCGUCGUCAUCAAGAAUUUUGCAGCACGGAGCGGCACUAACAGUGAAAUGUAUGAUGUUUUCGCUGAAUGGGCUGCUGGCUUGGUUGAGAACCGAAUUGCCCAUGUGAUAGUCAUUUCGGAUAAUCGCGAAAACUCUAAGCGUGUGGCCAAAGCGCUUUCAUCCAAACCUUUGAACACGAUUGCCCUGUAUGACGCUGAUUCCAAGAGUGCUCUCGCAUUUGUGCAGCGCAAACUGAAGGAUGCCGAUAUCGAUAUCCAUUAUUCAAGCUCCGAUAUGUCCCUGAUAGAGCGAUUAGGCGGACGGGCCAGUGAUCUCAACACGUUGAUCCACAAAGUCAGCAGCGGAAUCUCAGUGGAGGAAGCGAUUCAAGACAUUGUCACCCGCGGCGUCAGUGAGACCCGAAAAAACGCGUUCGGUGACGACGCAGAGGACGCGAAGGACCUGAAGUGGAACAGCCAACAGGCCUGGCAUCUGUUCAAACUGCUUGCCCAACAGACCGAAGUCCCAUACUAUCAGACCCUGCUCGAAUUUCCAUUCAAGGGUGACGAGACGGCGCUUCGGGCGAUGGAGCACGCAGAACUCAUCUCAAUCAACACCCGAAAUGGUCGUCCAUCCACCAUAAGGUCCGCACGGCCAGUUGACAAGUACAUCUUCGGGCAGCUCGUGGAUGAUGCGGUCUUCCGAGCAACGCAAGACAUCGCAUUCAAUGAGAAGCAAAUCGCGGCUGCAGAGAGCGCAAUCAAGUCUUGCGAGCAGGAGUUGCUGACACUCAAAGACCUUGGCGCCGGGGAUCAGCAUUGGUGGACUAGCAGCAGUGCUUCGACCAUUCGCGCUCGUUAUCUCUUCUCCAAGAUGCACACUGCUGCCUCCAAGAUCGAGAGUUGGGAGAAACAGAAUACUGACUUGAAGAAGGCGUUGACCAAGGAUAAUUAAACCUCUACGCCCAUGGAUUCGAGCUACCUACGAGUGUACAUGUACCAUCAAUUUCAUAACAACGCGUCAACAACACCGCUUCUGAUCUGAACACCCAUGUCUCCGUCUCGGGGCCCUGAAUCUCUUCCCCGCCACCUUCAUGUCACUCUCUCAGGCCAUAAGGGUCCUGUAAAUGUCGCGCGCUACGCGAAGGCUGCUGCCAAAUACAUCCUCACAGGCGGCCAAGACCGAAUAAUAAAACUCUGGAACGCCGACACCGGCGCCGAAGUCAAGGCGUUUGCUGCACAUGGCUAUGAAGUCCUUUCUCUUACAGUCUCGCACGACAAUGCCCGGUUCGCCUCUUCUGGGGGAGACCGCUCUGUCUUCCUCUGGGACGUCGCAACCGCAUCAACUCUGCGUCGAAUUCCAGGCCACAUGGGCAAGAUCCAUGCUGUGGAAUUCAAUGACGAUGCAUCCGUUCUGGCGAGCGGCUCUUUCGACUCAACUGUACGGCUUUGGGAUCUCAAGUAUAUUCUCUUCCGGUUGAAUAGCUCUGCCCUGACACAUCCCAGAGCUCAGAACCGACAGCCGAUCCAAAUCCUGGAUGAAGCACAGGAUGCCAUCCAGACCCUGUACGUUGGUUCUACUUACAUAGUCUCGGGGUCCCUCGACGGUCACGUACGCACGUACGACCUUCGCAUGGGAGAGCUUCGUUCAGACUGCUUGGGUCACCCCGUCACGUCAGUGGUCCCCACGCAAGACAGCCAGACGAUGCUCGUCACGACUUUGGACUCACACAUCCGUCUCAUGGAUGUGAGCACAGGAAAGAUGCUCAAUGACUUCACUUCGCAUGCGAACGAAGCAUACCGCUGCCGGGCCUGUUUUGGGCACGGCGAAGCGAGUGUGAUAUGUGGAGAUGAGAAAGGCGCGGUCUGGGCAUGGGACCUUCUCGAUGCAAAACCGCUGCAACCCAAUCCGCCACCUCGAGUGCACGACAAAGUCAUCACAUGGACUGAGCAUCAUCCUGUCAUGAAGAACGAGAUGUUCACGGCCAGCGCCGACGGAACAGUCAAGGUUUGGCGACAAGUAGAAAACGAAUAGCGGAUUAAUA
Mycena citricolor is the source of this 3806-nucleotide messenger RNA. Lineage: Eukaryota; Fungi; Basidiomycota; Agaricomycetes; Agaricales; Mycenaceae. The record is from the annotation of a GenBank genome assembly.